Aspergillus fijiensis CBS 313.89 is the source of this 1374-nucleotide messenger RNA. RefSeq names its product DNA-directed RNA polymerase I subunit RPA43. Lineage: Eukaryota; Fungi; Ascomycota; Eurotiomycetes; Eurotiales; Aspergillaceae. The transcript has 2 exons. The record is from RefSeq and is a predicted model, not a curated record. Gene Ontology annotation, cellular component: RNA polymerase I complex. Gene Ontology annotation, biological process: DNA-templated transcription initiation. Bases 1 to 1374 code for a protein of 457 amino acids.
AUGGCCAUCGACGCGAUGGAGAUCGACUCACAAGUUGCCUCCCCGGCAGCGAAUCGCUCGCCGGAGAAGGAGCGCAAACGCAAGCACAAGGACACUUCAUCCCCCUCGAAGAAGAAGCGCAAGCACACGGUCACCGACGAAAAAGCGACCCCGAUGCCCAUACGCGAGAAGAAAAGCAGCAGCAGCAGCAGCAGCAGCAAGAAGUCAACAACCAAGAGUCAAAAGAAGUCCACGAUCACUACGCCUGCCGAAGGUUCCCCCUACACCCUCACCACCGCAACCCUCUACCUCCCGCUAUCGCCCAUCUCCAUCUCUCCGACUCACGCGCAGGCCUCACUGAUGGCGGAGCACCUGUCCCCGCUGCUCCUGACCUACUACCCGCCGCUCGAGGGUAUCGUGCUGGCCUACUCCAACGUGACGAUCUCCAGCACGCCGCCCAACAGCCCGGAGUCCGCCGCGGUGGGCGCGGCCACCGAAGACCACCCGCAACCCCUCACCCUGGCGCGCACCGCCGGCGAAUACGGAGUCCUCUACGUCUACCUCACGGCGACCUUCCUGGUCUUCCGCCCGCAGCGUGGUCAGCUCCUGGAGGGGUGGGUCAACGUACAGUCGGAGGGGUUCCUGGGCGCGAUCGCCCUGAACCUCUUCUCCGUGGGUAUCGAACGGAAACGCCUCCCCUCCAACUGGAAGUGGAUUCCUCCAGGCGACGAACACGAGGACGAAUCCACCACCACCACAACCGCGAAGAACACCCCCAACGACGAAACCAACCCAUCCACCACCAACUCAGACGACUCCGACUCGGACACCUCGGAAGCCGAUCCCAAGCCCCAAUUCGACCCGGAACUCGAACACUUCAGCCCCGUCACCCUCGCCUCCGACGCCAACCCGCUCAACCCCUCCAACUCGAACCCGGACAUCUCCACCACCAACGACCUCAACAAUAUCAACGAAGACGACGAUGACGGGGCAGAGGGCUACUUCCAGUCGGUGUCGGGCCACCGCGUGCGUGGCACGAUCAAGUUCCGGGUGGUCGACAUCGACGUGAUCCCGGGCUCGGAACGGGACCGGGGGUUCAUCAGCAUCGAGGGCACGAUACUCAGUCCCGAGGAGGAAGCGCGGGUGCUGGAGGACGAGCGGAACGGGAUCCCCUCCACCGGGCUGGGCGGUAGUGUCAUGGGCACCCCGCGCCGCCAGGCGAGCGUCGACGCGCCGCCCUCGGUCUCGUUCACCGUCCCGCUCAGCGCCGCUCCCGCGGAUCGGGUGGAUGAGCUCCGGGACGACGACGUCGUCGUCAAGGAGAAGAAGAGCAAGUCCUCCUCCUCCGUUAAAAAGGAAAAGAAGGAGAAGAAGGAGAAGAAGUCCAAGGACUAG